Messenger RNA from Striga hermonthica, 3604 nucleotides. The record is from the annotation of a GenBank genome assembly. NCBI's taxonomy places the organism in Eukaryota, Viridiplantae, Streptophyta, Magnoliopsida, Lamiales, Orobanchaceae.
AAUCCCGCCGGCCGAGAGAAGUUUCAGAGGAUAUGACGUAGAUGCUGGUGAAACUGUCUACGUUGGGGAGUUCCCUCAAGUUUUACGUAUCGAACCAAUGACAGUUCUGAAUUACGGCCAUGUUCGUGUGGCAGCUGAUGCAUCUGUCUCUGGUGGAAUGGACAAGGAGACAUCCCUAGCAUGGAUCAUAUGUGGAAACGGUCUCUUAUCAUCUACCGCUUUAAGAAAAUGUAUCAACAUUGACCUAACGUCUGUUAAAGAAGAAAUUUUUGGAGACGUGAGCAGCAGCUCAUUUGAACCUAAAAAUUGGUUAGUCCGUUUUGUCAACUGGGAUAGCUUGAAGAAAGCUGUUGGAAUAAUAGAACGUACGGUCGAUUUCGAGGCAUCUUUUCCGCUUUUCGAAACGUCUUUCCUCCGUCUACAUAAAGCGUGUAAUCUUCAAUCCUUAUCUCAUGCCCCUUCUCUUUCUUCCCCUCCGGCCCCCAAAACUCUUUUAAUGGCUUCCGUUUUUUCCCUUCUCUUGUAUAUGAGAAGCAGGUUGCAGGAGAUAAACCAGAAUUACAAAAAUUAUUUGGAUCGACCCUUGAGGCAAUUCUUUACGAUUACUGUGUCUGAGCUGAGAACUCCUAACCUUUCGAAUUCGUUUGAUGAAAAAAUUCAACUACCGGAAAUUCCGCUAUCUAACUUUAUUAACGUGGCCCCGGAGGAAACAUAUGCCGAGACAGCGACGAUGAUGAAGAUCAAACCUCCGGGCCAGGUAUUGUCGGAUCAACUUGGACCCGACGGCCUCGAAGACCCUCCAAUCUUUGAUUCGCAUUGCGGAAGAGGGGGUCGGCGGAUGGGGAAAUCCGUCUUCUUGGAGGGACAUUCAAUUUGUAUGUUUUCAAUGAUUCUGAAUCAAUUAAUAUCGCAAUCUUUCCUAAAAAAAUUAGUGAAUUUCUCACAACUCAAUGCAACAGAUUAUUGGAGUAGUGAAUUUGUCCGGCCACUACGUGACUGUCCAGAUCUUUUUACGCGAGGGGCGAUACGUGUGUUUGACCCUCUACGGCAUACUGAGUAUUCCCUUCUGACCAUGCAAUACAAAUCUGGAGUAGAUAUAACGAAGCCAAUAGGCAAACAAAUACUGGAGAAAAAGGCCCCUAACCAAGUUAUUAUACCUAAACUUAGAGUAGAGGAUGAGGAAUAUUUGUUCUCAAUGAGAUUAAAGGUAGGUGUAGAGCCAGCUAAUGCUGUUAUUAUACUCUCAGGUGAUGGUACUGCAACAAUUUCCUUCCGUUCCUACGAUAGGGAAAAGUUUGAUUUGCCCAAAGAUGCUGGAAAAGUUCUUGAUGUUACAGUAUUCCCUUCCCUUGAGAAAAGUAUAUUCGGAACUUGGGUUGUGCUCACUGAGAAAGCUGGAGUUUGGGUUGAACCACCCGAACGAAGCUUGUCACGAAAAUGGAGUUCUAAUAAUGGAUCUCUACAGGAGGAAAGGAGCAUUUCUGUUGCUGGAAACAUUGCUGCAAAAAGAUCCAGUUCAGAAGCUUGGGAAGCAGGUGAUAGGCAACGAGCGGGUUUAACCGAAGGUGCACAUUGUAGCCCUCAAGACGAGGAAUCGGAAUAUUUACUAAGCCAGUUUUUCCAUGAAUUUCUCUUGUCUGGACAGGUUGAUGGUGUCCUUGAUAAAUUGAAAAAUUCAAGGGCUUUUGAAAGAGAGGGAGAGAUAAAUGUAUUUGCCAGGAUGAGCAAAUCAAUUGUUGUGUCCACUCAACUAGUUGAUAAGCAACAAAAGCAUAAGAGGUUUCUUCAGUUCCUUUCUUUGUCCAAAUGCCAUGAGGAAUUGUGCCACCGACAGAGACAAUCUAUGCAAAUUAUCAUGGAACAUGGGGAGAAGCUUGCCAGCAUGAUUCAACUGAGAGAACUUCUAAAUGCAAUUAGUCAUGCUACCGAGUAUGGGAUUGGCUCCUACUAUGACUCAGAUGCUCGGACUUCUGGAGCUCUAUGGGAUCUUAUCCAGUUAGUUGGUGAGAGGGCCCGCCGGAACACAGUUCUUUUGAUGGAUAGGGAUAAUGCUGAAGUAUUCUAUAGUAAGGUCUCAGAGCUCGAGGAACUGUUUCAUUGCUUAGAGGGAAAGCUAGACCAUAUUAUCACCCAAAAUAUGCCUAUUAUUCUGCAAUCUCAAAGAGCUUGUGAACUUGCAAAUGCAUGUGUUACAAUCUUCCGUGCAGCCGUUGACUAUAGGGCUGAUCACCACUUGUGGUACCCUCCACCCGAGGGAUUGACACCGUGGUAUUCAAAUUUUGUUGUGUGCAGUGGGCUGUGGAAUCUUGCAUCAGUCAUGCUUCAAUUGCUUAGUGGAACAGAACGGCUUAAAGUUUCCGUCGUACUUGAUUUUUACUCGAAUCUUGUAGUACUCUCAGAGAUACUACUCGAAUCAUAUUCUAAUGCUAUCACAGCAAAAGUUGAUCGGAAAGAAGAUCAUCGAAGUCUGUUAGAGGAGUACUCAAAAUGUAGAGAUACCCUUCUCGACUCCCUUUAUAAGCAAGUGAAAGAUUUCAUACAUGCGAAGUUACAGGAUUCACCUGAGGAAAAUGAGGAAUUGAAUAAGGAUACUCUGAUGACAUUUUCUUCAAAGUUAUUGUCAAUUGCAAAACGCCAUGAGGGCUAUCAGACUAUGUGGAACAUAUGCUGUGAUCUCAACGAUUUCGAACUCCUCCAUGAGUCUCAUCAUGAAAACAUCGGACCAAAAGGAGGUUUCAGUUGCUUUGUAUUCAUACAAUUCUCAGAACUAAUGCGGCAGGGUGAAAAGUUUCUUGACGAGCUUGCUACAAUUCUGAGGCAGCAUCCCGAUCUUCUUUGGCUUCACGAGUUGUUUCUUCGUCAAUUUUCCUCACCUUCUGAAACUUUACAUGCAUUAUCUAAUUUAUCUCUUCCUAAGGAUAAAAGAUCAGUUUCAGAUACUGAUGAGACUGAACCUAAUGGCCCACAACCUAAAUUAACUUUGGCUUGGAGAAAGCAUUUUUUAAAUCUCGCAAAACUAUCAGCUAUGGCAGGAAGAGAAGUUGGUGACGAGCUAAAGGUGAAGCGUAUUGAAGCUGAUCUGAAUUUUCUACAAGUACAGGAAGAAAUAAUGAGGUUUCUGCAUGAUGAUGAUAUGGACAUGCGAUUUAUGGCGCAGCAGCUUCUUGAUCCGAAGGAUCUCAUCAGAACGUGUCUUAGAAUCAAGAAGCGGGAGCUUUCUUUGCGACCCUUCGAUAUAUUCUUGUGGAUGAAUGCGUCCUUUCUCAGAACCUACGCAAUGUAUUUUGAGGAGUGCUGGAAAAAUGCUGCAAGUCAAGAUGAUUGGGAGAGACUGUACAGCUUGUCCAUGACUGAGGGCUGGAGUGACGAAAGAACCUUUAAGGCUCUCGAGAAAACUGUACUUUUCCAUGCUGCCAGAAAAUGUUAUGGCCCCCGCUCAAAAAAUUUUAAUGUGAAAUUCGACGAGGUGCUCCCGUUGAGGAAGGGAAGGAAUAUAGGCCCGUCUGUGGAACAAGUCAUCAUAGAAGAAGUCAUCAUGGAGCACAAGGAUUAUCCACAUGUGGGCAAGCUGAUGCUGACCGCUAUCCUGCUCGGGAGUGUUUGA